Sorghum bicolor (sorghum) is the source of this 1545-nucleotide messenger RNA. RefSeq lists its product as uncharacterized. NCBI's taxonomy places the organism in Eukaryota, Viridiplantae, Streptophyta, Magnoliopsida, Poales, Poaceae. The coding region runs from base 244 to 1314 and encodes 356 amino acids. The transcript has a single exon. The record is from RefSeq and is a predicted model, not a curated record.
CUAACAUGGAUUGAGAUUUGCCUCUGCUACUCGGAUCAGUUCCCUAAUCUUCUUUUUUAAAGGAAUUUUACUCGGAAUCAGUUCCCUAAUCUGAUCCUUUAAAAGACAAGGGGUGAGCGCGUGGUGGUGCUGCAGACUUGCAGAUCGAGUCCAAACUCCAAACAACAAUUAGACAGCAAAAAACCUACGAGGCGAGUAGAUCCGCGGCGCGGUGUUUCUCGUUUUCUCGCCGGUGCGUGCGGGAUGGAAUCGAAGCUCACCGAGGAUGUUGGCCCGCUAGCGGCGGCGGCGGUGGCCUCGUCUUUCCCGCUGCUCGUGUACGACUACGAGCACGGCGAUCCACCAGAGAUUUCCCAGACCGUGCUCUCGGUCGCCGACGGCUCCAUGCGCACGAUCCGAGUCCCCGAGAUGUGCGACUACACGUGCCUGGAGACUCCGCAGGGCCUAAUGCUCAUGGUGGACACCGCCUCAGGAUCCUGCUGGCUCUGGAACCCGCAGACCGGGGAGAAGACGGCGCUGCCCUCCAUGAACGGCGGCGAGCUGCCGGACCAUUGCCGGUGCCUGGUCUCCGACACCAUCUCUUCUCCACCAAACUGGGUCUCGGACGACGACGUCGAUCAUCCGGACUCCCUCGUGCUCGUCUACGACCUCACGCGGCCGGAGCUUCUGUUCUGCCGGAUCAGAGGCGGCGCCGGGUGGGUGAAGCAGUCCUACGACAUCGACGUGGGCAUAGAGGUCCCCGCCGCCACCGGGGAAGACGAAGGCCCCAUCCCCACACCGAGCGCGGUGAUCAGCGACAUGGCUGCCGUGCAGGGGGUGUUCUACUACUCCGAGUCGAGAGACGUGAUCGGCGCUCUCUUCAGCUUCGCCGACGACCCGGAGCCGCGUCUGGAGCUCGUCACCUUCGAUGCCCGGCUGCCCACUCUCGCCUUGGACGCGCCGCAGCUUACAGUGACGAAGAGCUACCUGCUGGAAUCCUCGAGGGAGCUCUUCCUCGUCUGCCUCUUCUACAUCGGCUGCACCGUCGAGCGCAUCGAGGAGGUCGGCGCCUACGUGAUGGAUUUCACGGAGAAGGAAUGGUGCAAGGUGACUGACAUUGGCGACGCGGCGUUCCUUCUUGGCCCCGGAUGCUUCGCGGCCUCGUGCGCUGCGGCGGAGCAUGGCCUGAAGAGUGGGUGUGUCUACCUCGCCGACGACGACAACGAUGUCCACAUCUUUGAUCUCAAGGAUGGCACUCGUGAGCUCGUUAAACCAACUCAGGACAUACCUGCUCUCUCGCGCGAGCCAUUUUGGUUGGUGCCCGUCCAACCAUAGAGCCAGAGCUCUGUCAAUUAAUGUGAAAGAAGAUAUUAGUACUAGCUUAUCUUGUUCCUUCAUAGUAGAAAGUUUCGUCGCUGCUACUGAUUUUUGUUUUUUGUUUUUUGUAAGUCUCAGGUCAGGAGUCUUUUAAGAGUUUCUCUUAUUAUUUUUUUACUAACUAGUAGCAUGCUUAUGUACUUUGAUAUAUUUAAGUCUUUUUUUCUUUCCAAAAUGAUGCGACUUUUU